AUGUCUGCUUCGGGAUCGUCUUUGGGUGAUUCAUCUGAUCAUCCUCAGGUCCAAUUAGAACUUGCUGAAGAAGUCCCAAUUUUAAAUUCCAAACACGAUCAUCAUGAUGAUGGAUCAGAAUUCUUGGCAUCAUCAUCUCCAACACAACCAUUUCAAUCUCAACAACAAGAAGAAACAGAACUCUCACAUGAUGAAAUCAUGAGUGAUUCCAUUUCCGAGGCUCAUGAUGAUUUUGAUCUCAGUCUUUUAACGACAACACCCACAACAAAUUUUCCAAAUCAUCAUCAGAAUUCAUCAUAUCCCAAUCAUCGUCAUACUACGCUCAUAGACUCAUCAUCCUCUUCUCAAAUAAUUUCCAAUUUCAUUUCCUCCUAUCGUUCCUUGUUACUUUCUGUACAAUAUACCUUACAAUACUUUUUAGCGAGUAUUUUACUCACUCUCUUUAUCAAAUAUACAGUUUCGUAUAGUGGAUUGAGAUAUCCUUUAAUGUUUUUGAGUUUACAAAUGUUUGUCAAUUGUUCUGUUUGUGGAGUUGUUUCAUGGUUUUUGAUUAAGAAACGAUUGGAGAGUGUGGUUUAUGGAGGUGGAAAUUCCAAUCAUCAUUCAACAAAUGCACAUGUGAACAAAACGAUCACACCCAACUGGAGAGAAAUAUUUGGACACUUGUUUAAUUGGAAAACGUUUAAAACUUUGGCACCCUUUGGAGUGUUGACAGGAUUUGACUUUGGAUGUUCCACAUUGAGUUUAAAAUAUAUUACUGUGUCAUUGUAUACCAUGUUAAAAUCAGCCAUUCCAGUAUUUGUAAUGAUUAUUUCUUUUAUUUUCAAAUUGGAAACAGUGAAAAUAGUGUUAGUGAUAUCGAUUGUGUUAAUUUCAGUUGGAAUUGGAAUGACUUCGAGAGGUUCUAUUCAUUAUGACAUUUUUGGAUUUAUUUUGGUGAUUGUUGCUGUGAUCUUUGCUGCUGUCCGUUUGGUAUUUGCACAAUAUAUUUUACACCAUAAUAAUACUCAAGUUCUAUAUACGAGGUUGAGUAGUGAAGAGAUUGGAAAUAACAAUGAUGGCUGUCGAGAGAAUCAAAACAACGAGAACCAAGAGAAUGCACACUCAGAAGAAGAGUUGGAAGACAACGAGAGCAACACUUUACUGUUAGAAACUGGCACUACUCCACAAGCAGCUGGCUCAAAAACACAAGUGCCAACCACUGACCUCACAGCCAAUACUACUACUACUGAAGAAGAACAACAUUUAGAAUAUUUUUAUGCCAAAGAUAGUGGAGAAGAAUUUAGAGCUUCAAAAAUUGAAAUUUCUUCCGUGCAAGUAUUUUUCUAUUCAAGUCCAAUCAUUGGUUUGACAGUUCUUCCAUUUGCAGUCAUUUUAGAAAGUUGGAGAAUUUUGUAUGAUUUUGUAAAUAUUACACAAGCUCCCAAUGUUGACGUGAAUGCACCCAUUCAAUAUCUUCGAUUCAUGUUUAUUGUGAAAUUUAUUGGAAUGAUUCUUGUUGGUUCUUUCUUGGGUGUCAUUUUGAAUGUUUCAGAAUUUUUGUUAAUCAAACAAACGUCAAGCUUAACUCUCACGGUGGUGUCAAUAUUUAAGGAAUUACUUUUGAUUAUGAUUAGUGUGAUGGUAUUUGGAGAUCGCAUUGGUGUGAUGGGUGCUAUUGGAUAUGGAAUUACAUUGAUUGGAAUUGUGAUUUACAAAUUUCAACGAUUGGCUGAAUUGCGAUCUGCGAAUAACGAGAAUAAUCAUUAA
Molecule: messenger RNA, 1749 nt
Organism: Naegleria fowleri
Lineage: Eukaryota; Heterolobosea; Eutetramitea; Acrasida; Naegleriidae
Exons: 1
Coding region: 1-1749 (582 amino acids)
Biological process (GO): UDP-glucose transmembrane transport
Cellular component (GO): cis-Golgi network; Golgi apparatus; endoplasmic reticulum-Golgi intermediate compartment
Molecular function (GO): antiporter activity
Source: RefSeq, a predicted model, not a curated record